UUAAAGUUAUCCGAUCUGAUAAGACGACAAACCGACAAAAUGAAGCUCAAUAAUUUGAUCGCAUGUCUGAUGUUACAUCUCAGCUUUGUGGCCUGCAAACCAGUGGACCUGAAGGACAUAGCGGCCGUUGAUGUGAGAGGGCUGGAGCCUAGGACUUUGAACAUCGAUGGUGAGACUGCCUAUUAUUGUUGGUCAGCAAGCUCUGCAACAUUGGCAAAUGCAGGAUAUUCGGCCAGUCUGGACAACCUUCACUCUCAGAUGUUUCAUUUCUUCAACGUGCUUGGCAACGUUGAGGCAGACGAGUUUGUUUUCACAAGCUCGCGCAACAAUGGAGUUAUUUGGACGGCAAAAGUUAUCGUGGUGGCUACCACGCAAUGCUUCACGAUAGCUGACGCAAUCAAUGAUCUAUACAGCAGUCUCACUCAGGGGACCGGAGUACACGUUUACAAAGGAGGCACUGCUGCCGUUACGUCGGUAGCAUCUGCCACUGUCGGAGCACUCAUCGAGAUGAUAUCGAUGACAAACGGUGGUAGUUCUUACAGUGUAUUGAAACGCGAUGAGGACUUGUCAGCACGGGCUAGCUGCGGAAGCGGAACAGAGUAUUUCGCCAAUUGCUGUAGAAUCCAGAUCGAUUGA
Molecule: messenger RNA, 636 nt
Organism: Trichoderma harzianum CBS 226.95
Lineage: Eukaryota; Fungi; Ascomycota; Sordariomycetes; Hypocreales; Hypocreaceae
Exons: 1
Coding region: 40-636 (198 amino acids)
Source: RefSeq, a predicted model, not a curated record